Stylophora pistillata is the source of this 3759-nucleotide messenger RNA. RefSeq lists its product as uncharacterized. Gene Ontology annotation, molecular function: calcium-dependent phospholipid binding; calcium ion binding. The record is from RefSeq and is a predicted model, not a curated record. NCBI's taxonomy places the organism in Eukaryota, Metazoa, Cnidaria, Anthozoa, Scleractinia, Pocilloporidae. Gene Ontology annotation, cellular component: cytosol. Gene Ontology annotation, biological process: glycerophospholipid catabolic process.
CACGACCAUGAUUCAACGCAAUCAGAGUGCGCAAACCGCUUGGUGGGUUUCCUGCCUAAUGGAAAUGAUAUUUUAAAACAUUCAUGCUAUAACUCUAUUUUGCAGUCAUUGUCUUUUCUGUGGUUUAGUUAGAGAUCAAUUCAAAUAUAGAAAUAUUAAUUUACAAAAGAAAUUAAAAAGGUUUGUUUGGUUCUUUUUUAAAAUGAAUAAUUUCCUCCUCAAAUUAGUUAACCAAUCUAACAGUUUGCCUUAAUAAUACAAACAAUACAAAACAGGAAAGAAGAAAAAGCCGAAAACAGUCUGAAAUUAUUACCAUAAUGUAAGAAGGGUUUUUUACACCCAAAGCAAUAACAUCAAAGAGUUGUGAUUGAUAUAUCGUUAGUGAAGUGUAAAACAUGGUUGGCUGCGAUUAUUGCGUUUUAGCGCACUCCCAUUGGUGCACUUCGAUCUUCGUUAUCUUUCCGACAGAAGAAGUUGUUUCCUUACAGGUCCGCUUUUAACCAAUCAACCACUGUUGAUUUUGAUUGUAGGCAUCCUUACUUUGGAAAUUUCGAUUCCGCUCUCUGUUGAAGUCAUCAAGAUGAAGUCUUACAUGGUAACUUCUUUGACCCUAAGGAUGAACCAAAGAGGGUCGGGAUUAACAAAGAGAUUAAAGUCAAGAUGGCUGAAACAGGAGUUGCCUUCUCUGGAGGUGGUAUUCGGUCAGCGGCCCUAUGCUCUGGUGUUCUGCGCAGGCUCUUACAGCGUAACGCCAAGAUCGACUACCUCAGCUGCGUGUCAGGGGGAGGUUACACGGGCACGGCCUACUUGGACUGGAAAUACAGACAUGGAAAGAAAGAUGAUCCUAAAUGGCAUACAGAGUUCUUUGAUUACAUGAGAGAGAGGGCGGGAUUGAUGUGCAACUGGCAGAAAACACUCGGCGGGAUAUUUGACACCAUUGUGCUGCUUUUGCUAAUGCUGUUUGUUUCCGUUAUAAUGCCCACAAUUGUGUGGGGAUCGUACGUUUGCCCUCUGGCUUACGUCAUCGAUUUCAUAUUUGGAGAUCUGUUGCGAGCCGAAGACGAAGUAGAGGAAGAUUGUGAAGACCCCGUACCAGGCCCAAGGAGACCUAGGCCAACUGCAGGAGGAAAUGCCACAGCUGGCGAACGAAGGCAACGGUGUCGUAUACGGGCUGGGUCUAAAGCCUAUGCAAGAAUAGUUCUGUUUUCUGUCCUAGCAAUCCUUUUCCUUGUUCUCUAUUUGGCGGCUAAAAAAUCAAAAACUGCUUUGGCAUCAAAGCUUUACAUUAUCUCUGUCAUAAGCGGUCUCUUACUCGCCUUCACAUUCAUUCCAUACUUUAUCUAUUACUUCUUUAACUUGACUCCGUAUUGGAUGCAACUCAUAAUCUUUGUGUUUUCUAUUUUUGUGUGGUUUUUCUUCCCGGUUCUGAGGCGCAGAUCGUCCUUUGUUCUAGUGAUUUAUCUGUACGCUUACUUCGUGUAUUGGAAGGUGUUUGAAGCCACCUUAUUUGGUGUGGAGUACUCUGAUUAUCUUUUCUAUGCACUCCUCUUUACUUCUGGCAUCACUUUGUAUUUUGUCCCAGGGUUAGGAGCAAUUCAACAGCGUCUCGUUCAUGUAUUCAACAGAUGGAGGCUGCAGAAAGCUUUCUACACGGGAGCCAGCGUGGGUUCAACGGGAUGUGGAGGAAUUGGUAUGGAAGACUUUUUCUUAAGAACAUUUUGCAUCAGGCCGAGCAAGCACGAACAACUCGCUGAUAAUGAGCAAGGACCUUUGACCCUUGGGGACCUGGAUGGAGUCAAACCGCAGUACUUGUCUAACAUUGUGGUUAACGAAUGGCUUCUCGGUGAGACAGAGGAAGAGUUGAGAUACGAACUUCUUGUGUUCUCACCAACAGAGAUAGAACGCUUGGAUCGACGACCAGGACAAGAUCAGUUUGAAGGAAAACUUGAACCGAAAGACAUUAAGCUGUCGACUGCCAUGGCAACAUCAGCUGCUGCAGUCGCUCGACAUAUGGGUGCUUAUGAAAAGUCAACUGAGAGCAUAAAGCAGUUGCAAAUUGUGUUGGGUCUUGGUAUGGGUGCAUCCAUGAUAUCAGACUUGGAAGGUGUAAAGAAAGAAAACUGUUGUUGGAAGAUGCUACCUUUUCUUAUCGAACUUCUGCGUGGUCUCCCCUUGGUAACCUUUCCGUUGGUAUACUUUGCUGGGGGAAGUGAGAAUUGGGUCGCCAUUGGCGUUUUAAUUUUCUUCAUCGUGCUUCUGGUAAUGGUAAUUCUCGCUGUGAUGAACACUGGAAGUAAAACUCCAACAAAACUUGAAUUGGUAGUGAGAUGGUUCAUCACCAAUAUCGCGUUCGUUCGCUUUAUUCGCGAAUUGUUGGCUGUCACCAAUGAAGGCCCCAUGCCGCCUCCCAUCUUGCGCCUUAGUGAUGGCGGCCACAUAGAAAAUCUUGCUGUUCUUCCUCUCCUGAAGAAACGCUUGCCCAAGAUUGUUGUUGUGGAUGGUGGCCUCAAGACUAAAGACAUAGAAUGGGGGGAAAGCUUACUAGAUGCCUUGGAGUUGGCUCGUAAGAAGCUGCACUGUUCCUUUAAUGGCAUGGAUGGCCGUGACGUCAUCGAAGACCUUAAGGAGAAGUUUAUUUAUACACCAAAGGGUCACCAGCCGAGAAGCUACAGGUUUAAGGUUACCUACUAUGAAAAAGAAGACGAAUACUCAAAGGGGACCAAAGUUGGCGAGGGUGAGAUUCUCCUCAUCUCGCCAAGACACCCUACUAAAGGUAUUCAGAAAGAAGAACCAUUGUCAUGGAAAGACGCUUUGCGUGACAUAGAUGUAGAUCUCGAAGCUGCCAAAUGGGGAGAGAGUCCUCAGCAAGAUACCGAUGAAGUCGACGAUUUAACCUUUUGCUGCUGUGAGAGCUGUCAUAGUUUCAAGUACCAAAAGUUGUCGAAUUGCCUGUGUGGUGUCUUCCCGCAACACAUCACAGCCAAUCAGUUCUUUACUCCGCGUAUGUUCGCGGCGUACCAUCGAGAAGGAUACAACGCAUGCGUAGAGGCUGAAGCUGCUGAAUUCCUGGCUGCUGACAUCGAGAUUGAGGUGACAGAUACAGCUUAACUUCACAUGGGAAUCUGAAAAAACUGGCUGUCUCUUAAGAAGUAGUUAACAGCUAAGAUUUAUAGCAUUGUAAGGGAGGAUAGUGUGAUAGGAAAGUGUGAAAGAUUGACUUGGUAAUUGUUUAAGAACGAGAUAUCAUCUCUAAACACUUAAUGUUUCUUCAAGCAAGACUGAAGUGAGGUACUUUAAUAUCUUAGACAAGUUAAAAACCAUAAAACUAUGUUCUCUUGGGUAACCUAAUAGAACUGCUGAUCACAAGAAAGUUUGAUCGUUGUUUUUCAUUAGCAUAAGUGCGUUCCAAACGCAACCACCCGAUCAGGAUUCUCAAGGUCAGAGAAUUGCCUUAGACGUCGGUUCCAUGGCAAGCUUUCCAUUUCAGUUGUGUUAUGUGUAAUUAGACAAUACCAAGUGGAUGGACUGUAAGCAUUAAAUGUAUCAUUCAUUAUCGCAAGGUAAGACCUUUGCCACAGCCAACAUUGACGGUAAAACCCUAUGAUGUGUGGAGGAGAUUUUAGAGGUCCUAAGUCUCACUUCCUGAAAGUAGCAUAUAUUAUAUCUUGAAAUCGAUCCUUGGUGUCAGGGCUCGACACUAACGGUAGCCAACUAGCCACAGACUGGUAGAAAUUCAGUUUUGGCUAGUGGUUUUCGAUU